Molecule: messenger RNA, 804 nt
Organism: Ilyonectria robusta
Lineage: Eukaryota; Fungi; Ascomycota; Sordariomycetes; Hypocreales; Nectriaceae
Exons: 1
Coding region: 1-804 (267 amino acids)
Molecular function (GO): protein binding
Source: RefSeq, a predicted model, not a curated record
AUGUUCUCCCCAUCUACUCGUUCCAUUCAAGACGGAGAGUCCCACGUGGAUUCGCAGCUUGGCACGCCCCUGGGCUCCCCCAUCAGCGCAGACAACCGCUCUCUUCUCAGCCCAAUCACGCCUCAGAUUGACGGCGAUGAGGCUGCGCUGAAACAGAGACUUCAACACCAUGAGGAGUUCUUUGGGCCUGAACACACGUCGACUAUUGACGUUGUUCACGAGCUGGGUAGCUUCUACAUGUCAAGCGGUCGACUUGACGAUGCUGAGGCCAUGUUUGCUCGGGAGCUUGGAGUGUCUCAGCAAGCGACUGCGGCAGAGGACGUGCCAACACUCAAUGCAACCGCCAGUCUCGCAGCUCUGUAUGAGAAACAGGGCCGAUCGGACGGUGCCGAAGCCAUGUACCGACGCGCUCUCCGAGGCUACGACAAAACACUGGGACCGGAACAUGCAUCCACACUAACGACGGCCCGGGACCUUGGACGUCUCUACAAAGCCCAGGGUCGAUAUGGGGAAGCCGAGGCCAUGUUUAAGCGGGUUAUUGGAGGUCUGGAAACGAACUCGAAACCCGACCGCACAUCGGCAGCCGAUCCACUGUACGACUCGAGGCGCCCGUAUCAAGGUCAAACGCACCUUGACCCGGCUGACAUGGCAUCGAAGCGGACUUUGGAUCACAGUGCUCCUAUCCCAGAGCUAAAUCAGCUGUUGACCAUAACGACGGUUGAUGACUUGGGGAGCCUCUAUGCAGAACAGGGUCGCCUGGAGGAAGCUGAACAGCUGUACAGAAGCGUUAAUCACGCAAUGUAG